AUGAAAGACCCUCACAGUGAAGCCCUGAUGAAAGACCCUCACAGUGAAGUCCUGACGAAAGACCCUCACAGUGAAGACCUGAUGAAAGAGAAACCCUUACAUGAAGACCCGACGAAACACCCUCACAAUGAAGACCUGACAAAACACCCUCACAGUGAAGACCUUACAAAACACCCUCACAGUGAAGACCUGACGAAACACCCUCAGAGCGAAAACCUGACGAAACACCCUCAGAGCGAAGACCUGACAAAACGCCCUCACAGUGAAGACCAGACGAAACACCCUCAGAGUGAAGACCUGACGAAACACCCUCAGAGUGAAGACCUGACGAAACACCCUCAGAGUGAAGACCAGACGAAAAUUCCUCAGAGCGAAGACCUGACGGAACACCCUCAGAGUGAAGCCCUGACGAAACACCCUCAGAGCGAAGACCUGACAAAACACCCUCAGAGCGAAUCCCUGACGAAACACCCUCAGAGUGAAGCCCUGACGAAACACCCUCAGAGUGAAGCCCUGACGAAACACCCUCAGAGUGAAGACCUGACUUGA
Molecule: messenger RNA, 549 nt
Organism: Knipowitschia caucasica
Lineage: Eukaryota; Metazoa; Chordata; Actinopteri; Gobiiformes; Gobiidae
Source: the annotation of a GenBank genome assembly